AUCGCUCGAACCGUCGCUGUUUGUAGAAAAAUCCAAGAAUCCAAUCUACUCAUCCAUACCCUCGAAAUCACUCUCCUCCAGUCGAACCCCGUUGAGAAUCUUGCCCAUGUGCGUCUUCUCGACUCCUUCACCCUUCUGUCUAACCUUCAUCAGCAGCGCUCUGAGGAAAGGAACGGGUGUGCUUCUGAACCCCCAUUUUCCAGUGGGAGGUGUGAUGAAUCCGUCCGCAGAUACUUCAUGACCAUGCAGAGCCUGGGUUUUAAGAAGCCCAAGAAGAUCGCACAGGAGGUGGUAGUCGGCAUAAGAGCGAAGAUACAGACUGCCUGCGAAGAGGUUCAGCUGCAUUCGAAGGCUAUCGCUGACCGAGCUGGCAUCGAAGUUGCGUCCAGUAUUAUAGAGUUCCAGACGAUCAAGGGAGGGAUACCGAGGACUAAGACGGGGUGCGAACAGAUGAAGCGUUACCUUGGAAAACUUUCGAAUGACCGGGAGAAGCUUGUUGGCUUCGAAAGGGCUGAUGAUCACGAGUUUCGAGACGCUGUGCCUGCUUGA
Messenger RNA from Periconia digitata, 549 nucleotides. The record is from the annotation of a GenBank genome assembly. Lineage: Eukaryota; Fungi; Ascomycota; Dothideomycetes; Pleosporales; Periconiaceae.